This is a messenger RNA of Psylliodes chrysocephalus, 342 nucleotides long. Lineage: Eukaryota; Metazoa; Arthropoda; Insecta; Coleoptera; Chrysomelidae. The record is from the annotation of a GenBank genome assembly.
AUGGCUAGAGUGUCCUAUUUAAUAUUGUGGAAUCAGAACGUUAACUCUAUCAAAAUUGAACAAUUAGAUGUACCCAUGUACCCAGAGCUUCAUUCAACCGAAAUAAUUUUAGAUUGCGUUUACAGUAUGGCAGAAAAUGAAAACACUGAUUUGUUAACGGUGAAGUGGUUCUUCAAUUACCAACCAUGGCCAGUUUAUCAGUGGAUAGCGAAUUAUAAACCUAUGGAAAGCGCUAAAUUAAAAAAGUUACAAGAAAGCUGCAUAAACCUUCGAGACGCGAGGCGCCUCCGACCACAAGCCGGAAGAUGGUGGCCUACGUCUUACGCCACUUCUGGUCCUUGA